CAUAAUCUGCCCCCAGUCCCCACCCUAUAAAGGGCGGUCUCCCGCCCCAAUCCCCUUGUCCCUUUUCUUGCGAUCCAAUUCCGCAAAAAUUCUAUCUCAAGGCGGAGAGAAGAAAAAGGAGAACAAAGGAGUCGAGAAACCGAUCGAGGGUUAGGGUUUAGAGCGAGCCAAGAGAUGCCGAAGAACAAGGGGAAGGGAGGGAAGAAUCGGAAGAGAGGGAAGAACGAGGCGGACGACGAGAAGCGGGAGCUCGUGUUCAAGGAGGAUGGCCAGGAGUACGCCCAGGUGCUCCGGAUGCUCGGCAAUGGGCGCUGCGAGGCCAUGUGCAUCGACGGCACCAAGCGCCUCUGCCAUAUCCGCGGCAAGAUGCACAAGAAGGUCUGGAUCGCCGCUGGCGACAUCGUCCUCGUCGGCCUCCGCGACUACCAGGACGACAAGGCCGACGUCAUCCUUAAGUACAUGCCCGACGAGGCCCGGCUCUUGAAGGCCUACGGCGAGCUCCCCGAGAGCACUCGCCUCAACGAGGGAAUCGCCGGAGGCCUCGACGAGGAGGACGAUGGCGCUGGCGACGACUACAUCGAGUUCGAGGACGAGGACAUCGACAAGAUCUAAGAUUCUGGUGGCCCUUCUAUCGAUUAGGGUUUGGACCAUACGUUACAAUUAGCCAUAUCCUUCUUUCUGAUGAAGUUCUUGUUUGAAGUCUAUCUUUUCUUUUCUUUUUCCUCUUUUUAAUUUUUUGCCUUUCAUUAUAAUUAAUUGAUGACAAUACUAGAUCUUCUUGCAAGGUAAUGGAUUUCUAUUUUUAUCAGGAUGGUCGAUGAUGGAUCUAAGAAUUCCCAUGUAUAAUUGUCUGAGUUUUAUUCUUAUGUUGAUGGUGAUGGGUCAUAUAUGGGAUUAUAGGUGUUCCUUGUAUCGAUAAUCUGAUUUUAGUGAUUCAAAUAAUGGUUAUCGAGUAAAGUUUCCUUUUUU
Molecule: messenger RNA, 969 nt
Organism: Elaeis guineensis (African oil palm)
Lineage: Eukaryota; Viridiplantae; Streptophyta; Magnoliopsida; Arecales; Arecaceae
Product: eukaryotic translation initiation factor 1A
Biological process (GO): translational initiation
Molecular function (GO): translation initiation factor activity; RNA binding
Source: RefSeq, a predicted model, not a curated record